Molecule: messenger RNA, 609 nt
Organism: Opisthorchis viverrini
Lineage: Eukaryota; Metazoa; Platyhelminthes; Trematoda; Opisthorchiida; Opisthorchiidae
Exons: 3
Source: RefSeq, a predicted model, not a curated record
AUGGUUCGAACCCGACCUCCGCCUCUCGACUUCCCGUGUGUAGACUUGGGUGACUUGGCAGUAACUCAGCCUUCGUGCAACCUUCGGGUGGCAUGGCAGUUAGGCAACGAAAGGGUGCUACAGCUGAAAGAUCUAGAUUUUAAAAAAGAUCUUAAGAAAGAUAUAUGGUGGACUUAUCAGGAAUGGAACAAUUCAACCUUAAAAACCAGUCCAUCAAGUCUUGCACCUGAUUGUAAACAUUAUGAACAUAAUGAGGGAUCGGAAUGCAAAUGUGAGCGCAAAAAACACGAUUGGCGGAACGAUAUGCGAAAAAAAUAUCUGUACACUCGUCAACGAAAGACACUCAUUUGCAAACAAAUUUGGUUCUGUGAGAGACUCACAUGGAACUCGGCUGAUUAUCUCGUUUGUGAUGUUUCCAGGCAACUGAAUGUGCUGCACCAGACCCCUCAUGUUCCAGUUGCUACGAUAUUCGAGAUGUCGCGACACAUGAUAGCUAUCAAAACUAGAUUUAGAAAUACCCGCUGCCCUAUUAGACCGUGCACUGCAUGCCCGGGAACUGGUUUAUUCUGGCUAAGGCAGGCAAUACUUAUGGGGCGGAGAGUUCCCAAG